Messenger RNA from Colletotrichum truncatum, 1308 nucleotides. RefSeq lists its product as uncharacterized. The record is from RefSeq and is a predicted model, not a curated record. NCBI's taxonomy places the organism in Eukaryota, Fungi, Ascomycota, Sordariomycetes, Glomerellales, Glomerellaceae.
AUGGCUACUCACUUCCUCGAAGAUCCGCGACUCCGCCAGCGCUGGAACCAGAUAUCGCAUAAUGCUGGAGAAGUGACAGAAAAUGCAGCCGCUGGUAUCUGGAGUUUCCAGCAUCAUUACAUCAAUCCCUGCCUUGCCGCCCUUGCCAGCUCGAUAGAACAGUGCGCCACCCCUUGUCUAGGCGAUCGAGAAGAGCGGGCGAGACGAAGACGAGAGCGAGAGCGUGCAGGCGGGCGAGCGGAAUACAGCUUUGACUUUUACGACGAUUGGUACGCCGAGGACCAGGAUGGCGGAUUCUUGGGUGGCUGGAGCAAUGACGACUGGGAUCGCCUACUCGCGGGCACUGGGUCCCAACGUAAGCACGCUGGCGAAGUGCAAGAUCAACCCAAGAGGAAGCGUGGGAUGAGCUACGGGACACGAGGCAGAGGGAGCAAAGUGUCUGAAUCUGAUCCAACCAUCAUCCCCAGCACACAGCCGAUAGGCUUCUUGGGCAAGUUGCCAUGGAAACUGGGUAAGACGCUUCGAUACAAGCCCAGCGCGGCUGAUCUGCAGGAUCACCCUCGACAGCAUGAUGAGAUGGGCAUGGGCGAGGCUGAGCCUCUUCUCGGAGACGACGACUCGGAUGAUGCCAUCUAUCAAAGUCGAUUUGCCAAGACUAGAAAUCGGAGCGGGACGACAGGGUCGGGGGAUACGUCAGACUCGUAUAGGUCUCGGGGUGAUUUGUUCCCCAGUGACGGCGAGGGUGAGGAAGAUGCCGUGCCCUUAGACGACGAGUUUAUGGUCCUGGACAAGGUUCGGGACGACCGGAGCAGCAGUAAGACGAAAUCUAGCAAGGGCAAGCGCCGAGCAGACGGCCGCCCAAUGUCUCGGACAGUAUCAAGAGCUACCAUCAACUCCAACCAUUCAAUCCUCAGUCCAAGGCCGCGAAGAGGCUCGACAAGCAUACCUAAUACUCCAGACACACCAUUCGCACUCUCGAUGGAGGAGCUGCAGCAGGAGGAAGAGCGGAUCCAGCGGGAAGAGGACGAGGAAGUGGAGCGCAAGCGGCGGGCUGCUUCACAACUGGCAUCGGAACGUGGCCUGCAUGAUGUCGGGCCCGAAGCGCCUCCCCCCGAAGGAAUUUCGGAUGCGAAAGUGAUCGGGGUGGAGCAUGUGUCAGAGCCUCCGAGUCAGAGGGGGCCGCCACCCGAGUCAACGGAAGAAAUAAUGAACAGUAACGAAGCGCCGGUGAUCCGGCCUACGAUGCAAGAGGAACACUUUAUACCAACUGAGGAAUUCGUUCCCGCACGGCUACCAAACUUCAGGUAG